GCGAGACCACAGUACUGCAGGAUUAACCUGAGUGUCCCAGUCCUGGACAGGUUUUUUAAUACUGAGGACACUAGGCCUGAUUUUCGUCUGAGCAGGGAGUCUCUGAAAGUGCUGCUGAACCUCCUUAACCAGGAUCGGCCACAUGGUUGGGGUGCCCCUAUUGAGGUCCUUGUGUUUAUUUUUUUCUGGCUGGCAAGUGGAGCAUCCUACAGAGUUGUUUCCAGAGUGUUUGCUAUUCCUCGCUCCACUGUUCACCGCAUCGUCCACAGGGUCACAGAGGAGGUGGUGGCUAUUCGCCAUCAGGUUAUCCAUCUCCCUCGGACUCCUGAAGACCUAGAUGUCCUGUCUCAUGGGUUUGCAGGGCUGGCAAGACACAGAGCCUUUUUAAAGGCUGCUGGUGCAGUUGACAGCUGCCAUGUCCACAUCAAGCCUCCCAGCGGCCCUGAUGGUCAGUGCUACAGAAACAGGAAAUUGUUCCCAUCCAUACUCCUGCAGGCAGUUUGUGACCAUCAGGGCCGCUUCAUUGAUACAUAUGUGGGCUGGCCUGGGUCAGUGCAUGACUCCAGGGUGCUACGCAACAGCCCACUGUACCGGCAGGCCAUUUACCCUCCACCAGGGCAUUUCAUCUUAGAAGAUGGAGGGUACCCAUGUCUCCAGCAUCCACUUCCCCUCAUCACUCCGUACAAGAGGCCAGUUCAAGGUGUGGGAGCCCAGUGCUUCAACUCUCAUCAUUCCAGGGCACGCUCUAUUAUAGAGCGUGCUUUUGGAAUGAUGAAGACGAGGUUCUGGGCCAUCUUCCUUCAAGCGCUGGAGGUCAUAACAGCAUGUGCUGUCCUACACAACAUCUGCCUCGGUGCUGGUGACGCUAUGGACCCGGAGGAUGAUGUGCAAAAUGAGGGGGAGAUGGGUUUGGAGGCAGUCAGUGGUGCUCCCUGGCGGGACCAGCUAUCUGCUGAGGUGUCUGUCCUGGAGGAGCUACCCCAGGACCAUGAAUAUUUUUAA
Molecule: messenger RNA, 1002 nt
Organism: Neolamprologus brichardi
Lineage: Eukaryota; Metazoa; Chordata; Actinopteri; Cichliformes; Cichlidae
Source: RefSeq, a predicted model, not a curated record